Molecule: messenger RNA, 1239 nt
Organism: Exaiptasia diaphana
Lineage: Eukaryota; Metazoa; Cnidaria; Anthozoa; Actiniaria; Aiptasiidae
Product: myoglobin
Exons: 13
Coding region: 1-1239 (412 amino acids)
Biological process (GO): 'de novo' NAD+ biosynthetic process from L-tryptophan
Cellular component (GO): cytoplasm
Molecular function (GO): metal ion binding; L-tryptophan 2,3-dioxygenase activity; heme binding
Source: RefSeq, a predicted model, not a curated record
AUGGUCACAAGGCGAAUUCGAUUGGAAGAMUAUGACAUUUCUCCAUCCACGGGAUUCGUUCCAGAAAAACCAUUGGAGAGAUUACCAGAAUAUUUCAAUCCAUGGGAGAAAAUCUGUGAUGAUAUUCCACAAAUGGUAAAAGAUGGAACGAUUCGCGAUGCAGUUCACAAGCUUUUAUWCCUGGACCACAGUUUACUUUCCAAUGAAGAAGAAUACUACAGGGCACACUUGGUACUCACAAAUUUAGCACACUCGUAUGUCUGGUGUCAUGGAGACAAUGGAUCUCCAAAGGUUUUGCCCAAAAAUAUUUCUGUCCCAUUGUUUGCYGUCUCUAAACGUUUAGAUYUCCCCCCUGUGAUGACAUAUCACAUACUGGUUAACUGUAACUGGAGGAAAAUUGGCUCUAAUGACAGCGAUAUUCAAAUCAUCAACACCUUAACUGGAACAAAAACUGAAGAAGGAUUUUACAAAGUUCCUCUCGAAAUGGAACUGGAGUUCGGAAAAGGAGGACCAGAGGCUUUGGUUAAUGCAGGACAGGCUGUUCUCGAUGAUAAUGUCAAUCAACUGUUGGACGUGCUGAAAGUUUUGACGAAUAUCAUUCGUAACAUCACGUCGGUGUUUCUAAAAAUAAACGAUAAAGAGUUGGCAAAACAUGGACGAACUAGUCCAAGUGAAAAGAUAAUUAUUUCAAAAACAUCAUACCAUUUAUCAAUGUUGGCAGUGAGUUGCAUGCAAAGCAGUAAAUUCUGGAUUAUUGAUAAUGUAGAAAAACCCAUAACGUUUUUGGAUUGUACUGAAGCCACUUUUUUGCAGUUUUUUGGAGCAAGCGGAUCACAGUCCGCCGUUUUUCACGUUCUCGAUGUAUUUCUACGAAUUCCACAUCMAACUCAGAAUGGUGAAGAGCAUUAUCUUGACAAAAUAAGGCUCCACAUUCCACCCAAGCACAGAGCAUUUAUCGAGGCUAUAGCGAAUGGACCAUCAGUAAAAGCAUACGGUAGGAUAAAUAAACGUAUAAUUUUGCAGAAAAAUAACUCACUUUUGACAGAGGCAUACAACCAAUGUGUCGAAGAGUUGCACGACUUCAGAAAUGCACACGUGAGGGUGAUAGUGAGGUUCAUCAUCUGUCAGGCAAAUAAGUUUCCUAAAAACACCAAUCAAAAGUUCUCAGGCACUGGUGGUACAGAUCUGCUGCCAUUUUUAAGGAAAAUUCGCAGUGAAACUCAAGAAGCCAAGAUAUAA